This is a messenger RNA of Macrobrachium nipponense, 3381 nucleotides long. RefSeq names its product mucin-2-like. The transcript is spliced from 9 exons. The coding region runs from base 1 to 3381 and encodes 1126 amino acids. The record is from RefSeq and is a predicted model, not a curated record. Lineage: Eukaryota; Metazoa; Arthropoda; Malacostraca; Decapoda; Palaemonidae.
AUGACUGAAGGUUUCAUGAUCCGCGACUCGGGCAGCAUUAAUUCCGAAUUCGCCCACAAGUCAGAAUCCCCCACAAUUCCGAAUUCGCCCACAAGUCAGAAUUCGCCCACAAUUCCGAAUUCACCCACAAUUCAGAAUCCGCCCCACAAAUCAAAAUUCGCCCACAAUUCCGAAAUCGCCCACAAAGUCAAUUCGCCCACAAGUCAGAAUUCACCCACAAGUCAGAAUUCGCCCACAAUCCCGAAUUCCCCCACAAUUCCGAAUUCGCCCACAAUUCCGAAUUCGCACACAAUUCCGAAUUCGCCCACAAAUCAGAAUUCCCCCACAAUUCCGAAUUCCCCCACAAUUCAGAAUUCACCCACAAUUCCGAAUUCGCCCACAAUUCCGAAUUCACCCACAAUUCCGAAUUCGCCCACUAGUCAGAAUUCGCCCACAAUUCCGAAUUCCCCCACAAUUCCGAAUUCGUCCACAAUUCCAUAUUCGCCCACAAUUCCGAAUUCGCCCACGUCAGAAUUCACCCACAAUUCCGAAUUCACCCACAAGUCCGAAUUCGCCAAAAAUUCCGAAUUCGCCCACAAGUCCGAAUUCGUCCAAAAUUUCGAAUUCACCCACGUCAGAAUUCGCCCACAAUUCCGAAUUCGCCCAUGUCAGAAUUCGCCCACAAUUCCGAAAUCUACCACAAUUCCGAAUUCGCCCACGUCAGAAUUAACCCACAAUUCCGAAUUCGCCCAUAAGUCCGGAUUCGCCCAUAAUUCCGAAUCCGCCCACAAGUCAGAAUUCGCCCACAAGUCAGAUUUUACCCACAAGUCCGAAUUCGCCCACAAGUCCGAAUUCUCCCACAAGUCAGAAUUCGCCCACAAGUCAGAAUUCUCCCACAAGUCAGAAUUCGCCCACAUGUCAGAUUCCCCCACAAGUCAGAAUUCUCCCACAAGUCAGAAUUCUCCCACAAGUCAGAAUUCUCCCACAAGUCAGAAUUCGCCCACAAGUCAGAAUUCACCCACAUGUCAGAAUUCACCCACAAGUCAGAUUUCACCCACAAGUCAGAAUUCGCCCACAAGUCAGAAUUCGCCCACAUGUCAGAAUUCACCCACAAGUCAGUAUUCACCCACAAGACAGAAUUCACCCACAAGUCAGAAUUCGCCCACAAGUCAGAAUUCACCCACAAGUCAGAAUUCGCCGACAAGUCAGAAUUCGCCGACAAGGCAGAAUUCACCCACAAGUCAGAAUUCGCCCACAAGUCAGAAUUCGCCCACAAGUCAGAAUUCGCCCACAAGGCAGAAUUCACCCACAAGUCCGAAUUCACCCACAUGUCAGAAUUCGCCCACAAGUCCGAAUUCUCCCACAAGUCAGAAUUCGCCCACAUGUCAGAAUUUGCCCACAUGUCAGAAUUCGCCCACAUGUCAGAAUUCGCCCACAAGUCCGAAUUCUCCCACAAGUCAGAAUUCGCCCACAAGUCAGAAUUCGCCCACAAGUCCGAAUUCUCCCACAAGUCAGAAUUCGCCCACAUGUCAGAAUUCGCCCACAUGUCAGAAUUCGCCCACAAGUCCGAAUUCGCCCACAAGUCAGAAUUCGCCCACAUGUCAGAAUUCGCCCACAAGUCCGAAUUCUCCCACAAGUCAGAAUUCUCCCACAAGUCAGAAUUCGCCCACAUGUCAGAAUUCGCCCACAUGUCAGAAUUCGCCCACAAGUCCGAAUUCUCCCACAAGUCAGAAUUCGCCCACAAGUCAGAAUUCGCCCACAAGGCAGAAUUCGCCCACAUGUCAGAAUUCUCCCACAAGUCAGAAUUCGCCCACAUGUCAGAAUUCGCCCACAAGUCAGAUUUCUCCCACAAAAUUCGCCGACAAGUCAGAAUUCGCCCACAAGUCAGAAUUCGCCCUCAAGUCAGAAUUCACCCACAUGUCAGAAUUCGCCCACAAGUCAGAAUUCGCCCACAAGUCAGAUUUCGCCCACAUGUCAGAAUUCGCCCACAAGUCCGAAUUCUCCCACAAGUCCGAAUUCGCCCACAAGUCUGAAUUCUCCCACAAGUCAGAAUUCGCCCACAAGUCAGAAUUCUCCCACAAGUCAGAAUUCACCCGCAAGUCAGAAUUCACCCACAAGUCAAAUUUCGCCCACAUGUCAGAUUCGCCCACAAGUCAGAAUUCGCCCACAAGUCAGAAUUCGCCCACAAGUCCGAAUUCUCCCACAAGUCAGAAUUCGCCCACAAGUCAGAAUUCUCCCACAAGUCAGAAUUCGCCCACAAGUCAGAAUUCUCCCACAAGUCAGAAUUCUCCUACAAGUCCGAAUUCGCCCACAAGUCAGAAUUCACCCACAAGUCCGAAUUCGCCCACAUGUCAUAAUUCGCCCACAAGUCAGAAUUCUCCCACAAGUCAGAAUUCGCCCACAAGUCAGAAUUCUCCCACAAAAUUCGCCCACAAGUCAGAAUUCUCCCACAAGUCAGAAUUCUCCCACAAGUCAGAAUUUGCCCAGUCAGAAUUCAGCCCAACAAGUCGAAUUCGCCACAUGUCAGAAUUCGCCCCCCCACAAGUCAGAAUUCUCCCACAAAAUUCGCCCACAAGUCAGAAUUCACCCACAAGUCAGAAUUCUCCCACAAGUCAGAAUUCUCCCUCAAGUCAGAAUUCUCCCACAAGUCAGAAUUCUCCCACAAGUCAGAAUUCGCCCACAAGUCAGAAUUCACCCACAAGUCCGAAUUCGCUGACAAGUCCGAAUUCUCCCACAAGUCAGAAUUCGCCCACAUGUCAGAAUUCGCCCACAAGUCAGAAUUCUCCCACAAAAUUCGCCCACAAGUCAGAAUUCGCCCACAAGUCAGAAUUCACCCACAAGUCCGAAUUCGCCCACAUGUCAGAAUUCGCCCACAAUCAGAAAUUCUCCCCACAUCGUCAGAAUUCGCCCACAAGUCAGAAUUCGCCCACAAGUAGAAUUCUAACCCACCAGUCAGAAUGCGCCCACAAGUCAGAAUUCGCCCACAAGUCAGAAUUCUCCCAAGUCAGAAUUCGCCCACAAGUCAGAAUUCUCCACAAAGUCAGAAUUCGCCCACAAGUCAGAAUUCCCCUCACAAGUCAGAAUUCGCCCACAAGCAGAAUUCUCCCACAAGUCAGAAUUCGCCACAUGUCAGAAUUCGCCCACAAGUCCGAAUUCUCCACACAAUUAAAGUCGUCUACAAGUCAGAAUUCGCCCACGAGUCAGAAAUCGCCCAGAAGUCAGAAUUCACCCACAAGUCAGGAUUCCCUCACAAGUCCGAAUUCGCCCAAGAGUCAGGAUUCUCCCACAAGUCCGAAUUUGCCGACAUUUCCGAAUUCGCCCACAAGUCCGAAUUCGUCCACAAUUCCAAAUUCGCCCACAACCCUGAAUUCGCCCACAAUUUUUAAUUCGCCUACAAGUUAA